AUGCCUGGUGGAAAGGGAAAGACUGGCGGAAAGACCGGUGGUAAGGCAGGUGAUUCCAGCAAGACACAAAAGUCGCACUCGGCAAAGGCCGGCCUGCAGUUCCCCUGCGGUCGUGUCAAGCGUUUCCUCAAGUCGCACUCGCAGAACAAGAUGCGCGUCGCCGCAAAGGCGGCCGUCUACGUCACCGCAGUCCUCGAAUACUUGACCGCCGAAGUCCUCGAGCUUGCUGGCAACGCCGCAAAGGACCUCAAGGUCAAGCGCAUCACUCCCCGCCACCUUCAGCUUGCCAUCCGUGGUGACGAGGAGCUCGACACCCUCAUCCGCGCCACCAUCGCCUUUGGUGGUGUUCUUCCAUCCAUCAACCGCGCUCUACUGCUCAAGGUCGAACAGAAGAAGGGAAAGAAGGAUAUCGCAUAG
Messenger RNA from Aureobasidium melanogenum CBS 110374, 417 nucleotides. Its product is annotated as histone-fold-containing protein. The record is from RefSeq and is a predicted model, not a curated record. Gene Ontology annotation, molecular function: structural constituent of chromatin; DNA binding; protein heterodimerization activity. The coding region runs from base 1 to 417 and encodes 138 amino acids. NCBI's taxonomy places the organism in Eukaryota, Fungi, Ascomycota, Dothideomycetes, Dothideales, Saccotheciaceae. Gene Ontology annotation, cellular component: nucleosome. The transcript has 3 exons.